AUGGCCUCGGGUUUCCCUCCACCAGCAGUCCGCGAAAUGGCCUUUGAAGUCUCCGCUCUCCUCAAAGAACGCUCCGAAACCGUUUGCGUGGCCGAAACAGCCGCCGGCGGUCUCAUCUCCGCCUCCCUGCUCUCUACUCCAGGCGCUUCGAAAAUCUACAAAGGCGGCUUGACGCUGUACACGCUUGAGUCACGCAUUGCGUUUGCGGGGUGGACUCAAGACCAUUUGAAGUCAUAUAAAGGCCCUACGGAGGAUGUGGUGAAGGGUUUGGCGGAGAAUGUGAGGGGGACGCUGAGCGCUACGUACUGCGUCUGUGAAAGUGGGACCGCAGGACCGACAGGAGGGAAUACGAGGAACCGGACCCCGGGCUACGUUGCGCUUGCGGUAGCGACGGAGAAAGCAACAUCUAUGAAAGAAGUUGAAACAGGAUUGGGAGGUGACAGAGAAGGAAACAUGGUUGCAUUUGCGGUCGAGGGAUUGAAGCUGUUGAGGGAUGUCAUCAAGGGCAACGCGAAGCUUUGA
Letharia columbiana is the source of this 522-nucleotide messenger RNA. RefSeq lists its product as uncharacterized. The transcript is spliced from 3 exons. The coding region runs from base 1 to 522 and encodes 173 amino acids. NCBI's taxonomy places the organism in Eukaryota, Fungi, Ascomycota, Lecanoromycetes, Lecanorales, Parmeliaceae. The record is from RefSeq and is a predicted model, not a curated record.